AUGGUCGGAAAGUGCAAAGAAUCAACUGAGAAGUCGACCAACGAGAACACCAAGCGUGUACAGAACCACUGCAACAACAUGACGGAACAAGAACUCAAGGUCAACAAUGCAAAGAGGGCUGAUACAGCAGCUACUGCAUACACUAUCAAGAAAAUCCGGGAGACACAAGCUUUCAAAGCCCUUAGCCCAGUUGAACAACAAGAGAAGGUUCAGUCUAAGAAGGACGAGCCAGGAAAUAGCAUUCAGGAUGGCAACCAUGCUUCUAUCGUUCAACAACACCUUGGGGUUGGAGAAGGUGGAGGAGCGUACGCAGUGUGGGAUGACAACAACCAUGCCUGGGAAACUGAAGAUGAGGACGAUGAAGUUGCCCAGGAAGCUAUGUGGAGAGCUGACGAGUUGGCCAAUGGUAUUGGGAUUAAAGAGAUUGAGAAGGUCCAACUGGAAGUGGAGACCCAGACUGAAGCCUCAACUAAGAGAGUGGAGCAGCUUGCCUUCACCAUUUGGCGCCGCAAAUGGUCGACGGCAUACAAGUCAACUCUGAAGCUCAUGAACAAAGUCAAUACGGAUCCCGACUUCCUCAAGAACCUUCCCCCAGCAAUUGAUGAGGAGACUAAUCUACUACGAGAAGAUCCCUCCUCACCUAUAUUUCACGAAGCUUCAAUUAGCUGUCUGGAGGAACUUCGCGUCAUGGAAUUUUUUAAGGAUUGGCAGGUUUCUCUUCCCGGACCUGCUGAUUGGUACCCUGAUGGGUACGACACUACUCAGCAUGGAUUUCAAUUGGAUGAAGAUGCUACUGGUGCAUUUAAGGCUUGGGAGAUGCUGAGGGAGAAGGAUGAGCUGGUGGAUUUCAAAUGGGUCUUGCCAUCUGACGAGAAGUUGGCUACGUUACCUCCUACUAAGGAAUCAGAAGAGCUUCUUGCCAAAUUCUACAAUAUGUAG
Molecule: messenger RNA, 939 nt
Organism: Pseudogymnoascus destructans
Lineage: Eukaryota; Fungi; Ascomycota; Leotiomycetes; Thelebolales; Thelebolaceae
Exons: 4
Coding region: 1-939 (312 amino acids)
Source: RefSeq, a predicted model, not a curated record